GCGCGCGCGGCUCUGGCUGGCUCGCGGAGGGGAGGCGGGGUGAAGGGCAGGCGAGGCGAGACCUGUGGCGCUUGCCCGCGCAGCGGCGCGUCAGCCAUAUUGCAGCAGCAGCCGGGGAGGGGCAGCAGCGACGCCCACACGCCCAGGGGACCAAGAGCGCAGCCGGAGCGGACGCCCAGUAACAGCCGCAGCAGCCGCCUUGCCUGGUCGGAGACACACGGACCUGCCACGGCGAGAUCUUGUAGAAGAAAGGAGGAAUACCCUUAGGCUGCUGCAUGAAUAUUUGCUUUUGGACCAACAGGAAUACUUCAAGAACCGAAAAUGCCAAAACCAGUCAAUGUUCGAGUUACCACUAUGGAUGCAGAGCUGGAGUUUGCCAUCCAGCCUAACACAACAGGCAAACAGCUUUUUGACCAGGUGGUCAAGACGAUAGGCUUACGCGAAGUCUGGUACUUUGGUCUUCAGUAUGUGGAUAACAAAGGAUUCCCAACCUGGCUGAAGCUUGACAAAAAGGUCUCUGCUCAAGAGGUCAGGAAAGAGAACCCUCUGCAGUUCAAAUUCCGUGCCAAGUUCUACCCUGAAGAUGUAUCUGAGGAGCUGAUCCAGGACAUCACACAGAAGCUGUUCUUCCUGCAGGUGAAAGAAGGAAUCCUUAGUGAUGAAAUCUAUUGCCCACCUGAAACUGCAGUCCUCCUUGGGUCUUACGCUGUGCAAGCCAAAUAUGGAGACUACAAUAAAGAGCUGCACAAGCCUGGAUACCUCAGUUCUGAACGCCUCAUUCCCCAAAGAGUAAUGGACCAACAUAAACUCUCUAGAGAACAGUGGGAAGAACGGAUCCAGGUCUGGCAUGCUGAACAUGGUGGAAUGCUCAAAGAGAAUGCCAUGCUGGAAUACCUGAAGAUUGCCCAGGAUCUGGAGAUGUAUGGAAUCAACUACUUUGAAAUCAAGAAUAAGAAAGGGACCGAUCUCUGGCUGGGAGUAGAUGCACUUGGGCUGAACAUUUAUGAGAAGGACGACAAAUUAACUCCCAAGAUUGGCUUCCCUUGGAGUGAGAUCAGAAACAUCUCUUUCAAUGACAAGAAGUUUGUCAUAAAACCAAUUGACAAGAAAGCCCCCGACUUUGUGUUUUAUGCUCCUCGUCUAAGAAUUAACAAGAGGAUCCUGCAGCUGUGCAUGGGAAAUCACGAGCUGUACAUGCGCCGUAGGAAACCUGACACCAUUGAGGUCCAACAGAUGAAAGCCCAGGCCCGUGAAGAGAAGCACCAGAAGCAGCUAGAAAGACAACAGCUAGAAAAUGAAAAGAAGAAGAGAGAGACAAUUGAGAAGGAGAAAGAGCAGAUGCUAAGGGAGAAGGAAGAACUAAUGAUGAGACUGCAGGAGUAUGAACUGAAGACACAGAAAGCAGAAAAAGAGCUCUCAGACCAAAUCCAAAAAGCCAGGGAGCUUGAAGAUGAAAGGAAAAGGGCUCAGGAGGAAGCUGAGCGUCUAGAGAAUGAGCGCUUAGCUGCUCUACAAGCCAAGGAAGAACUGGAGAAGCAAGCAGCCGACCAGAUGAAGAGUCAGGAGCAGCUGGCUACAGAGCUUGCCGAAUACACAGCCAGGAUUGCACUGCUGGAAGAGGCAAGGAAACGCAAGGAGAACGAGGUAGAAGAGUGGCAGCACAGGGCUAUAGAAGCCCAAGAAGAUCUCGUAAAAACAAAAGAGGAGCUGCACUUGGUGAUGACUGCUCCACCUCCUCCACCCCCACCUGUGUAUGAGCCAGUGAACUACCAUGUCCACGACAACCUUCAGGACGAAGGAACUGAGUCCUCUGGCUACAGCGCAGAAUUCUCCAGUGAAGGGAUCUUGGACGAUCGUAAUGAAGAAAAGCGUAUCACUGAAGCUGAAAAGAAUGAGCGUGUACAAAAGCAGCUGAAGACGCUGACUGAUGAACUAGCCCAGGCCAGAGAUGAGAACAAGAAGACACAAAACGACCUCAUUCACACAGAGAACAUGCGGCAAGGACGAGACAAGUACAAGACACUCAGGCAGAUCCGACAAGGCAACACCAAGCAAAGAAUUGAUGAGUUUGAAGCUAUGUAAAUGCAUACAGCAAGACUCUGGGAAAGGCAGGUUGUCAAUGCUGACCUUUUCUUUCUGAAGGGUCCCUGAACAGUCAUACCAAAAAAAUUAAUAAUCCCCUAACCCUCACACCUGUCAGAUGCUACCUGAUUUUAGCUUAAUACAACAUCAGUUUUAAGCAUACAAGGAUAGCCACCACAAGGUUUUCAGUCAAGACUUGGUGAAAUUUGGUCCUAUGCUAGUGCCAAAAGGCUUGUCAGAAUUGCUUCUUUUCCAUGUUACUAUUGUGCUGCUUGUUACACUGCUUGUCUGCACCCAUUUCUAUAGUGUGGUAGGUAUGUCCAGAUUGGGGGAUCAACCUACUAGUUUGCUGCACCAGGUUGUUUCUUAAGCAGCACAGACAAUUCAGGGUUGUAAAGAUCUUCAUGGCGUCCAUCUCUCUCUCUCUCCCCCCCCCCUUACACUGUUGACAUUUCUACAGUGGUGACAAGUAGUAAGUCUGAGGAAGCUUAUUAAUUUCACUGUUGUAUUGGAGAAGUUCCCACAGUGAUCAUUCAGAAGCUAUGCAUUACAGGCACACUUGGAUGCUCUUACAUAACAGAUAGGCAGGGAUAUUGUUGGCCUUCAAUGUUAUUGAAGUGUGGUACUCCAGCUUAACCAAUCAGCUGUAGUGUAGUAUUUAUAUAUACCUAUGUUAAAGAUGCAAGUGACAGAUAUAAUUCUAGUUUGAAAAGGGAGGAUAAAAGUUUUUUGCUUUGUAUAUUUUGUUACUACUUUCAGACUUAAUAUGAAAAGAUAAUAAUGUAAAAAAUAGACAAUAAUUUCUAGUCUCUGAAGCCAAGGCAGUGUAGGAAACUAUUUUGAUCUAGAAAACAUUUGUAAAGAUGAUUUUUUUUUUACUUUAAAGCAAAUUGUGAUAACAUGGCUGUGAUUCAGUAUAUACAAUUUCACUGUACCUAUUUUUUUCUAACAAAUUUUCUAAUUUUUUUAAAAUGAUAUAGUUUCAGACUCCAACCAUGAAGGGACUUGGUCAGCUUAUUUUCUCUAUUAAAGAGAAUUUCUAUGGAUUUCUUCUACCACUGUGUCCAUGUUAACUUCCACCCCUGAAACAAUCCCACCUCAGGCUUUGGAAAUCUGCUAGAAUGUCAAGUGAACAAUACAUUGUUAGCUCUGCUCGACACGUAACUCCCUAUGCUGCUUUAUACUCAAAGACGUUUUAACCGUUGUCUCCUGAUAACAGUGUUGUGGGAUUUGUUUGUGUAAUUCACCAACAAAUAAAAAAAAAUCUGCAAGGCA
Molecule: messenger RNA, 3357 nt
Organism: Lacerta agilis (Sand lizard)
Lineage: Eukaryota; Metazoa; Chordata; Lepidosauria; Squamata; Lacertidae
Gene: EZR
Product: ezrin
Exons: 14
Coding region: 322-2082 (586 amino acids)
Biological process (GO): positive regulation of protein localization to early endosome; regulation of cell shape; positive regulation of early endosome to late endosome transport
Cellular component (GO): cytoskeleton; adherens junction; apical part of cell
Molecular function (GO): actin binding; cell adhesion molecule binding
Source: RefSeq, a predicted model, not a curated record